AUGCUCUUGACUGAUAAAGAGAACUGCGGGGGCACGCGGAAGCGACGGCUGGGGGAGGCCGGCGGGGCGUUUGCUUCUUUCGCCAAGGUCUCCGCCGCCGCCGCCGCCGCCGCCGCCGCUGACGACGACCGCAUCGAGUCGCCUCCCGCCGCCGCGCCAAAAAGGCACCGGACUUUGGACGGGGCCGACGCGGUGGUGCUGCGCGAGGCGGAGGAGGCGGCGCGUUCCAUCCGCUCGCAGGUCGCCGUCGAGCGCAGCCGAGCGCUUGAGGCCGCGGGUAACCUGCGCGAGGCUGCGUCGCGUGUCGCUGAGGGCGAGGCUGCCCGCGCGCGCAGCGAGGCGAUGCGGAGCAAACGCGCGCCGCCGAGGCCGCUGCCGCCGCCGCCGCCGCCGGCGCCAAGCAAGCCGAGGCUGCUCGCGAUGCCGCCGCCUCCGCCGCCCCCGCCCCCGCCCCCGCCGUGCCGCGCCCCCUCCGGCACGCCCUCCCUCUCCUUUGGGGGGGGCGCCUCCGCCGCGCCGCCCACCUUUGGCGCCUCGCCCGCAUUCGGACAGCCGGCCCCACCAAGUAGCGGCGGCGCCUUUGCAUUCGGCGGCGCGCAGCCGGCCGCCCCCGCCGCAGCACCCGCCUUCGGCGCGGCGGCGCCGGCCUUUGGUGGCGGCGCGGGCGCGCCCGCCGCCGGCGGUGGCGGCUUUGCCAUCGGGGCCGGUCCGGCGGCGCCGGCGGGUCGCACCGUUCGCCGGUUCCGCCGGCCGGGAGGCCGUAAGUGAGCCGCAAGUCAGAGGCUGCCAGGCAGCCUCCUCGGCCAGGUAUUCUCGGCUGCUGCUGUGGCAGCGGCUGAGCAGGUCGCGCGCAACUCGGCCUCGGGCUUGCAUCUCUCUUGCGCGCGAUCGGUAUCGUAUCGAGUUGUUGUAGUCGCGCACAUGGUCGCGUCUCUGGAGUGUCGGUCGCGACACGCCGCGCGCUCUCGGAAUUCCAGCCAGUUUUGGAUGUGCUCGUCUCUCGUGAUGUGUCCCCAGUAUGUUGUAUUCGUGUUUUCCGUGGAAAGCUCAGUAUUCAGAGAAUCAAAACAAAGCGGGGAAAAUCGAAAAACAAAAAAGCGUCUACAAAGUAC
Emiliania huxleyi CCMP1516 is the source of this 1112-nucleotide messenger RNA. RefSeq lists its product as hypothetical. Bases 1 to 768 code for a protein of 255 amino acids. The transcript is spliced from 4 exons. Lineage: Eukaryota; Haptophyta; Isochrysidales; Noelaerhabdaceae. The record is from RefSeq and is a predicted model, not a curated record.